Molecule: messenger RNA, 4251 nt
Organism: Papilio xuthus (Asian swallowtail)
Lineage: Eukaryota; Metazoa; Arthropoda; Insecta; Lepidoptera; Papilionidae
Gene: rho-5
Product: rhomboid-5
Exons: 12
Coding region: 434-2449 (671 amino acids)
Biological process (GO): regulation of epidermal growth factor receptor signaling pathway; regulation of protein secretion
Cellular component (GO): endoplasmic reticulum membrane
Molecular function (GO): serine-type endopeptidase activity
Source: RefSeq, a predicted model, not a curated record
GCCGCCGUGCUGCAUACAGGCUCGCCGGAGACAGCAGCAGCCGCAGCUUGACUGGCGGUCCAGUGCUGGUUUGCUAGCAUCGCAACUGUCAUGUCAGGGCACGUCUACAGCGAGAGAGUCCGCGCCGUCCCAUCCGGCACCACCGUCACCGCCUCGUAUCGUGUCCGCACCACCUCCCGUCGCCAAUCCGCCACCCGACCAAGUACCGCAGCCCGCGCAAGAAGACGGCGUCAGAUUGCGACGAGCGCACACUGUCGCGGUACGAGACUAUUUGAAAAGAGAAACGCAAACAUUCUUUGGAGUCCAGAGAGAUAAUGAGAGGGAACAAAGGAGACUGUGGUAUGAGAGGAGGAGGCGGCACGCGGCGAGAGCACUCGGCGAUCUCCGACUUGACCUCCCACCAGAUUAUCACCCUGAUGAUGACGAUAUUAGUAUGUACGGUGCGUCUGGCGCGGCGCCAAGGGAGGCGCGGGGGCGCGGGCGGGAGCGGCCCGACGUAUUACCCGCGCCUGCUCCCGCUGACACCGGGCCCGCACCGCCUCUGCCGCCUCUCCCGCCUCCCGGAAAGGACUCCGUGGCGAGGCUCACACUCACAGGACUUUCUUAUGUUGUUACGGCGGUGACGAGGAGGUCGCGGCAAUCGACGUCGGUGCAGUGGUCGCGCUCGUUCCGCGGCAGCGUGCCCCCCCAGGUCGAUGACGAUAUCGAUGACGUCUUCUUUGCCCCCGUUUCUAUGACGUCACCUAUCAACCAACACCAUCACGAUGAGGCCGACAUCGCUGAUGGGCCGAAAGGCGGUCGUUCGCCGGUGGUGUCUGGCGUGGAGUAUAGGCGGCCGGAGAGGAGCGUCUCGUGGGGCGCGGGCGCGGUGUGCGGCGCGGGGGGAGCGCGCAUACACACGCCCAUGCUCGAGCCGUUGGCAGACAACUCGAAUCGGAGGCAAUUUGGCAUGGGCAUUGUCGGCAGAUUUUUCCGACGUUCCUUACGUAAGUCAGUGACACACCAGGAGGAAAUAGCACAGCAACUAGAUGAGUUAACAGACUAUCGGCCGUACUUCACGUGGUGGGUGAGCACAGUACAGACGUUGGUGUUGCUGCUCUCGCUGCUCUGCUAUGGUUUUGGUCCAGUCGGCUUCGGCCGGCAUACUCACACCGGACAGGUCAUGGUUAAGAGCCUCAGCUUGCAACAGGUGGAGUGGGAGGAACCGGCGUCAUUCUGGUUGGGACCGAGGGCGGCAGAUCUCAUACAUUUAGGAGCUAAGUUUGCGCCGUGCAUGCGGCGAGACGCGAGGAUAGCGCGAGCGAUAGCGGCAUCUGCGAGGAGGGAGCGGGACACAGCGUGUUGCAUACGUAACGAUGAUUCCGGUUGCGUGCAGUCUUCUAAAGCUGAUUGUUCGAUAAGAGGAUUGGUAGCAAAGAAUACAAUAUCAACGUGGAAGAAGUGGUCAUCAGGAGAAUCUGGUCCAGGCGGUCGGAUAUCGGGAUCUGUUUGCGGAUUGGAUCCAAAAUUUUGCGAAGCUCCGAGAUCGAUAGCACCUCACGAAUGGCCGGACGAUAUAACAAAAUGGCCAAUCUGCCGCAAGUCUGUAGUAGAUGGGAGUUCACCGACAGGGCGAGCUGGGCACGCGGCGGAGCACAUGGCGUGCGAGGUCAUCGCGCACCCCUGCUGCAUCGGCGUCCAUGGCCAGUGUGUCAUCACCACAAGCGAGCAUUGCGACUUCAUCAAAGGAUACUUCCACGAAGAGGCAUCUUUGUGUUCACAGGUUUCGUGCCUCGAUGAUGUUUGUGGAAUGCUACCAUUCAUGCGAAGACGUCGACCAGACCAGUUGUAUCGUGCGUGGACUUCAUUGUUCGUGCACGCUGGAUUAUUACAUCUAGCUGCUACACUCGCUAUCCAAUGGCUAUUCAUGAGAGAUCUAGAGAAAAUGGCCGGUCCUGUAAGAAUCGCAGUGGUGUACUUGGGUAGUGGGGUAGCUGGAAAUAUGGCGUCUGCUAUUUUCGAACCUUAUCGAGCUGAGGUCGGUCCGGCGGGUUCUCAUUUCGGUCUUCUCGCGUGUUUAAUUGUGGAAGUGAUCGGUGCGUGGCCUUUGUUAAAGCAUCCUAAACGCGCUCUUAUGAAACUAGUCGGACUAGCAGUGGCGUUGUUCCUCCUCGGCUUAUUACCAUGGAUCGACAAUUUCGCGCAUGUGUUCGGUUUCGUAUUUGGUUUUCUUCUUUCGUAUGCGUUGUUACCGUUUAUAACAUUCGGUCCGUACGAAAGGCGGAGAAAGAUUAUAUUGGUAUGGGUGUGUUUAAUAUCAGCGUUGGGUAUGUUGUGUUCUUUGAUUGCGCUGUUCUACGCGGCGCCGGCGUACGAGUGCUCGGUGUGCGCGUACUUUACGUGUCUGCCGUUCGCGCCGGAUAUGUGCGCGUCGCAGGAUGUGCGCGUGCGGCAGCUGGACGGCGUAUGACGGCGCGCGGCCCGGGCGCCCCCGCCGCUGCCGCCCCCUUGCCCCGCGCACUGCCCGACCCGCAGCCGCCCUACACCCAGCCGCCGCGUUGCGCACUCAUAGUGCCACCUCUACAUUCUCUAAAGUACCAAAUUAAACGUAAAAACUUUAAUGAACAUUCUAAUGUCAUCUACAAGUUUAUCGUCUACAGUUUGGGGCAGAUGAAAAUCUUACAACUAGUGCAUCAGAAAGCUAUACCAGUUUCUAAGUACAUGAUUUGCUUAACCGAGAUAUCAAUGAAAAAACUUAAUACGUUAAUAUAGACUGUAAUUGAUGAGAAUGUAGAGUUAACAAGAACUGCCUUCGAUGUAACCAUCCUUUGAACACCACAGCAUUAUUGUGUGCUCUCUAUAAAAGCUCAAAUGCGUUCUGCGGAAAGGGGCGCUAUGUAAUUUUUUACUGCUUAAGCUAUUGUUUAAGGUUUUAUAAUUAUCAAAUUAGACUUAUAUCACUUAUGUGUACGCGAAUAAAUCAUUUAUUACUUUUAAUGGACCAUAGAGACUUAUUAUUGCAUAAUCGAACUCUUUGUCACGUUAUUUUACUCACUAUUUCUAGAUUUAUAGUCCCCCGCUUUCGGCGUCCGCAGAUUUAGGUUAUAAGCAUCUUAACUGAUUGUUAUACCACAUGUAUAUAUUGUAUGUAUGGGGUAUAGCGAUAAAUUGUUUAUUAUCUAGUAUGUAAUUGUGUUAAGGUGCUUUUAAAAUAAAUUUGAUGUGAAGUAACCCGUGAUGUUUGUGAUACCUGACUCUAGGCAUGUACUCUCGAGUACUUGCUUGAUCGAAUGCGACGAUAAUGUAAAUAUUGUGUAAAAUAUACACACUUAUGAUUCUUUAAUAAGCUGUAUGUAUGUACGUGUUAUUUGUCACAAUGUUUUUAUCUGCGGUGCCUUUACGGGAGUUGCGGUAUGCCACAAUUAUUCAGUUUUCUUUUUAUCAAGACUGAUGACAGUAACCAGCAAAAGUUUCCGUGUGUUUUUGUGGAAAAUUCAACUAUGCUUAGUGUUAUUUUUUUUUUCAAAAUGUUUUGAAUAAUUUUCUUUGUAUUUUACUUCAAUUUACGCAUUCAUUGUUUCCGUUGAUCGUUUGGACCUCUGCCUUAUAAAAAAAUAUUAAAACAUAUCUUCUUUGUGUAAACAUCGCUCUUUGUGUCUAAAACCUUAACAAUUUUCAGGAUUGCAUUGCAUCUUGCAUCUUAUAGUUCAGUAACGCACAAACUUUGAUAUUAUUUUAAGGCAAAUCUUUAUCAAGCAGCAAAUUAAAGAAUAGAAGAUAACGUGUUGAUAUGUUUUAAUUUCAAUUAUGGAAAAUCAUUUCGAACUAAACAAUUUUUUUUUGUAAAUUGUUUUUUUUGCUUUAAAAUCUUAAUUCAAAUUGUGAAAAAGAAUGCGACAAUUAGGAUAAAAAGUAUUUUUAUACAACGUCUUCAUUUUGUAAAUUCUCGAUUGUGACAUAAUUUCCCGUAGCCGCGGAGACAAAAACUACAUAAUUUAGUAUAUUACUAAAUAAUGUAAAUAGCGUGUACAAGUAAAUAAUAAAAUUGAUCAAUUUGGUUCAUUGUAUUAAAAGUAUUAAAUAGGAAAGUUGAUAAUGUUUUAAUUUUUGUCAAUUUAAAUAGUAUGGAGAAGUCUGUGUAGGUUUAACGAGUUAUUUUACAUAGUAUGCUAGUAAUAUUUUUGUCUAUAAAUAUAUAUUUUAGUUAACAUAUAAGACGAUGACUUUUAAUUUUUAUCGCUUAUUUGGAAUAAGGACUAUCUAAUACCUAAC